This is a messenger RNA of Biomphalaria glabrata, 2003 nucleotides long. Its product is annotated as cytochrome P450 2J2-like. The record is from RefSeq and is a predicted model, not a curated record. Gene Ontology annotation, biological process: xenobiotic metabolic process. Gene Ontology annotation, molecular function: oxidoreductase activity, acting on paired donors, with incorporation or reduction of molecular oxygen, reduced flavin or flavoprotein as one donor, and incorporation of one atom of oxygen; heme binding; iron ion binding. Gene Ontology annotation, cellular component: cytoplasm; intracellular membrane-bounded organelle. The transcript is spliced from 4 exons. Lineage: Eukaryota; Metazoa; Mollusca; Gastropoda; Planorbidae. The coding region runs from base 266 to 1732 and encodes 488 amino acids.
GCUGUCUUGACAUACGUGAACAGUUCUGCUAUUAAAGAGUCCCGUUUAAGAACAUCUUAUAGUUCCAGUUUUGUGAAGUAUUAAGUUGACAUGCAAAAAGUUCCAGUUUGGGGUGGGUGAGGUAUUGUUUUUGCUACCAGUUUCUCGUUUAUAGUAUCACCACUGGACGUCACCAUGUAUAUAAGAAUCCUUCUGGUAGGUCUAAAUUCGUGUCUAAAACAGAGGAAAGAAAUAGCAUUACAUACAUGACACUGAGAUAAACGCCAUGGACUUUAUCACACUGGCUUUGAUCUUCUUCACUUCACUACUGGUCUACGCUGGCUAUUGUCUGUCUAACAAAACCCUGAACUUGCCCCCAUGUCCAGUCAGACCGUUACCCUUAGUGGGCCAUCUGUUGGCAUUGAAGACAGACCGAAGACCAAAGUUCAAGCAAUGGCGGGAGCAGUGUGGUGAUAUGUUUAGUGUUUACCUGGGAUCUCAACUUCUGGUGGUCAUCAAUGACUUUCAACUCAUUAAAGAGACGUUUGUGAAAAGAGCAGACGAGUUCUCGGACAGGCCAGUUAGUUUUCUCGAUAAGAUGACAGGCCAACAAGGCAGGGGAAUCGUUAUGAAUUCUGGCCACGUUUGGAAAGAACAGAGAAGUGUAGCGCUGUCUAUACUUCGCAAAUUUGGCUUCGGCAAAAAUGUUUUGGCUGAGAGAGUACAAGAAGAGGUAUCGCAUUAUCUGGACUACUUAAGCAGUUGUGAUGGCAAUCCAGUAGAUAUUAAAAAAAUAACCACAGAAAGUACUGCUAAUAUAAUCUGCUCCAUUCUAACUGGGAAAAGAUAUGAAUACACUCAUCCUACUUUUCAAAAACUGAUUAAGGAGAUUGAACGAUAUUUUAUUUCUAACAAACAAGAGGCCACUAUAACAUGUUUUCCAUUUCUGAAAUACUUGUCAGGCCACACAAACAUGACCAAAAAUAUGGACUAUAUUUUGAAAAUUCUUAGAGAGUUCAUUGUUAAAAGUAAAGAUAAAGAUCCUGAAGAUAAUUUUAUUGCUUCCUAUGUCUCUGAAAAAGAUUCCAGAAUUGUAAAUGGAGAGGCCACCACAAUGGAUGAAAUAAAUUUAUUGCGAUCAGUUUUGGAUCUCUUUGUUGCUGGGACUGAGACCACCUCGACCACAAUUUGUUGGUUUGUGCUUUAUAUGUUGAACUAUCCGCAAGUUCAGAAAAAGAUUUUUGAUGAAAUUAACACUCAAAUUGGAAGUGGUCGAGUCCCUUCCAUUCAAGACAGGCCUAAGUUGGUUUAUCUCAACGCUGCGAUUAAAGAAACACAAAGAUUUGCAAGCAUUGUGCCACAGUCUGUUAUAAGAAGCUGCUCAAAAACUCUCACCAUUAGAAACUAUACGAUUCCCGAAGGUUCUUUGAUUGUUCCAAAUUUAGACUCUGUCUUGUUGGACAAAAACAUCUGGGGAUCAGAUGCUGACGUCUUUAACCCAGACAGAUUCAUUGACACAAAUGGACAGCUAAAGAAACCCGAAGAGUUUAUUCCCUUUGGAGUUGGACGUCGUGUUUGUCUUGGAGAAUCAAUGGCUAAAACUGAGCUGUUUCUGUAUCUAAGUUCUUUAAUUCAAAGAUUUCACCUGCUUCCAGUUCAUCCAGAUCAACCUCCACCAAUGGAUUAUAUUUUUGGACUUACAAUGAUUCCCAAAUCUUACCAGUUAAAACUCAUUGAAAGGGCAGCCAUUUAACAUACAGGCUUGAAUUACGAUUGAAAUUUUGUGAAAAAAUUAAACAUACAAUCUUAAUAUAUAAAAUAAAAUGCAAGGUGUAUGUAUGUCUUUCAUAGAGAUCAACAUCCUUUGAAUAUUCUUGAUGAAACUUGGCUUGAACGUUCCAUUCAUCAGUGCGGAGAAGCUAGUAUCUAUAUAUAUAAUUCUCUUCAUGGCUCAACAGUUUGGACACCGAGGAGUAAAGGAAAGAUCACUCUUUUAUUUCUGCUUGUCAGACUAGAGUUACCCG